AUGUCUUCUUUACCUAUAUACAAUAUCGCUAAGAUAUUCUCAACAACUGCUUGUUGGACAACAAUGAUUUGCAAUUCGAUAUUCAUUUUUCUCACCAUGGUUCACUUGAAAAAAGUUGACUUAACCUACAGAAAACUUCUCACAGUGUUCGCAACACUUGGCAUGUUUUUCUCAUUUAUUGAAAUGCAAAUCCACCCGUUCUUUCACUCGUAUAACAACAGUCUCAUCAAUUUCAAUAUGGCAGAGCUUCCAAAAGAUCUGGCAACUCUACAAGUUGCUUCAUAUUCCGGAGUCUAUGUCACCAUUGUCUCAUUCUUCACAAUUUUGCUAGCAUUCCGAUAUUGGAGGAUGACUGGGAGCACCAUAGUCAACUGUUUUACCGGAUGGAAAAUCAUUUUUCUCAUCAGCUGGCCUUUAUUUUUUGGAAUAGCUGCGACGGGAGUGGUUAUCCUGUUCGGACCGAUUGAUGAUUACGCGCGCGAGUAUACAAAAGAGGUUAUGAUGGAAAGUUAUGGUAUUGCCACGGAAAAUAUCUCGGGAUAUUCUGUGAUUGCAUAUGACCAAAAUGGAAAUCUUCACUGGAAUAGUCUUGCAUUCACCUCGGGAAUUAUCUCACUUAUGGAGAUUCAGUUCCUCAUUGUUGGAAUUUUCGGAUUUCGAAUGUAUUUCAGAAUGAACAUUUUGCUUCAAAAUGUCUCAAAAUCAUAUGAAAUGAUUCAAAGGCAAUUUUUCAAAAGUUUGAUCUACCAGAUAACUUCACCUACUUUUACCUUCUACAUACCUGCCAUUCUCAUACUCACAGUGCCAUUUUUUGACUUGAAAUUCAAUCUUCCCACUGGCCUUAUUGUGUGCUCAUUUUCAAUUUAUCCUCCAAUCGACAGCAUUAUUAUGAUGAUAGUCGUGUCGGAAUAUCGAGUUGCAAUCAAAAAAAUCUGGAAGAAUCCGAAAAGUUUUUUUGGCUGUGUUUCAGUCAAUGGGAACAGUGCACUGGAAGUUAGAGUUGUCGUUCUUUGA
Caenorhabditis elegans is the source of this 1014-nucleotide messenger RNA. It is a transcript of the gene str-30, whose product is annotated as Seven TM Receptor. Lineage: Eukaryota; Metazoa; Nematoda; Chromadorea; Rhabditida; Rhabditidae. The transcript is spliced from 4 exons. The coding region runs from base 1 to 1014 and encodes 337 amino acids. The record is from RefSeq and is marked reviewed.